Marmota monax (woodchuck) is the source of this 3720-nucleotide messenger RNA. RefSeq names its product lysine methyltransferase 5C (gene Kmt5c). Gene Ontology annotation, molecular function: protein binding; histone H4K20 methyltransferase activity. The record is from RefSeq and is a predicted model, not a curated record. The coding region runs from base 1903 to 3069 and encodes 388 amino acids. NCBI's taxonomy places the organism in Eukaryota, Metazoa, Chordata, Mammalia, Rodentia, Sciuridae. Gene Ontology annotation, cellular component: nucleus. The transcript is spliced from 8 exons.
CCCUGCUGCCCCCGGCCCUUCCUCGCGCCCAGGCGCCCACGUCUCCCCGCCCCGGGCGGGCCUCGGGCUCGGGCUCGGCCGCGGCUCCUUCCCGUGGUUCCUCACUCAGGACCCUCCCUGCCCCUCUCGCCCGCACCGCUUCUGCGUGUACUCCAGGGCCGGCUCUGGCCCGGGGUCUCCCGGCCUCCGCACCCCGGGCCUUCCUCCGACGCUCUCCCUGCACCCAGUGCCCUCCCCGACCCCUCUCAGCCCAGGCCUUUCCCUGCUCUUACUCCCCAGGUCCCUUCCGGGACCUCGGAUCGCCCUCAGAUCCUCCACUUGACCUUCCUGGACCCCCCAGGCCCUGCCCCUGGACCCUCAGUGCCUUCCCAGGCUUCUCCCUAGGACCCCCCAGGCAUUCCCCAGGCCCUUCCCUCGCCUCCUGGGAGCAUCCAGACUUUCCAAACCCGGUUCUUCCCCAGGCUCCACCCUAGACUCCCCAGUCUUUGCCUGGCUUGUCCCGGGAUCCCAGGGAUCCCAGGCCUCCAAAUCUCCCCUCGCCUUCCUGGGCUUCCCCCUGGACCCCCAGGCCUGCCCCAGCACUUCCCGGAAGCCCCCCACCCCAGGCCCUUGCCGUUGCUCUUCCUUCCCCCUGCCCUUCCUCCUGGCUUGAUUUUUUCUUUACCCACAUGCUGCUCCAGCCCCAGUGUUUUUCCUAGUGCGCUCCUGCAGUACCCCCUCUUCUUUUGCCCCCAGCCUUCCUGUCUUUUCCAGACCCCUCUCCCAGCUGAUGUAGCUUCUGAUGUCUCUGCUGCUCCCCCUCCUUGCCGGUCGGUCCCCAUCUACCCCUCUCCCAAGACACAGAUGGGCCUGAGGCACCAUGGUAUGGGUACACAGCAGACCCUCCUUCAGAGUUAGGGUUUGUUUUGUUGUUUUUCUUAAUCUCUUCGUUUUCUCUCAUUCUUGCUCCUUUCCCCCCUUCUUUUGAUCUGUUCCACUUCUCUGUACUAAAUUCCUUUCCUCCUCCCCCGCUUUUGUCCUGAGCACCCCCAUCCUUGGAGAGGGCGCAGGUGCUGAGACCCUGCCUGCUCUCCCUCCCCUCUUCCCCUCCUGGCUGCCUGGGGCUUCACCCAAAGCCUCCUAGCCUCUCCGGAGGGCUGCUAGGGAGUACAUGGUGGAGACAGUGGCCCAGGGAGGGGGGAAGGUGGGUCCUGGGCAUAUUGGGAACACUGGCUUUUUCCCAAGCUCCCCUGACUCCUGCCUCCUGCCGUGCUGAGCUUUUUAGAGUUAUCCCAGACUCCAAUUAAUCAGCCUCCCUGAGCCCACAGGGACUUGUCUGCCUGCCACCCAGUGGGCUCUGCAUGUACGGGAGGCCUGCAAGGGUGUGCGUUUGCAGGGAAGGUUGUUGCGUGAGUUUGGGGGUUCGUGCCUGCACUGCAGAGCUGGAGGGGUGGAGGUGCUAAGCUGCAGGCUGAUCUGUCACUGGGUGUCUCCAUUGUCAGAAUACUUGUUGCAUCUCACCCUCUGAGAACCCUGUGAAGUCAGUGCUGCUGUUCUCACAUUCCAUUCUACAGAUGAGCAGACUGCAGGGCCCCUCAGUGUCUCAGGCAGCUUCUGAGUGGCUCAGGGCACGCCCCCCGCCUGUAGCUCCUUGGUGCCCUCUGUGGUCUGCCAGAGGCAGCAUGGUCCCUGCAGCACCAUGGGCCCUGACAGAGUGACAGCCCGAGAACUGUGUGAGAACGACGACCUGGCCACCAGCCUAGUCCUGGAUCCCUACCUCGGCUUCCGAACCCAUAAAAUGAACGUAAGGUGAGCCCUGUGCCCCCCCUGAGGCGACAGCAUCACCUGCGCUCAGCGCUGGAAGCUUUCCUGAGGCAGCGGGACCUGGAGGCUGCAUACCGGGCCCUGACGCUGGGAGGCUGGAUGGCCCACUACUUCCAGAGCCGGGGCCCGCGGCAGGAGGCUGCCCUCAAGAUCCACGUCUUUCGCUACCUCCGCUCCUUCCUGCCCGAAAGCGGCUUCACCAUCCUGCCCUGCACCCGCUACUCCAUGGAGACCAACGGGGCCAAGAUUGUGUCCACCCGUGCUUGGAAGAAGAAUGAGAAGUUGGAGCUGCUGGUGGGCUGCAUCGCAGAGCUGCGGGAGGCGGACGAGGGGCUGCUGAGGGCUGGGGAGAACGACUUCAGCAUCAUGUACUCUACCCGUAAGAGGAGUGCACAGCUGUGGCUGGGCCCCGCCGCCUUCAUCAACCACGACUGCAAGCCCAAUUGUAAGUUUGUGCCUGCAGAUGGGAACACAGCUUGUGUGAAGGUGCUGCGGGAUAUUGAGCCAGGGGAUGAAGUGACAUGCUUCUACGGUGAGGGCUUCUUCGGGGAGAAGAAUGAGCACUGUGAAUGCUAUACCUGUGAGAGGAAAGGUGAAGGAGCCUUUCGACUUCAGCCCAGGGAGCUGCAACAGCCACCACAGCUCCUGGACAAGUAUGAGCUCCGGGAGACCAAGCGACGCUUGCAGCGAGGCAUGGACAGAAGCCGGCAGAACCUGCUGGGCCCGCGGGCCUGCACUCACCUGUCCCCACUGCAUUGGGACCCAUUUUGUGCUGCCUGUCAGCCCCUGCACCUGCCACCCUGCGGCCCCCGCUUGGACAUCUCACCCCUCUGGCUCCAAUGGCUGCCUAAGCCCCAGCCUCGAGUGCGCCCCCGGAAACGCCGACGCCCCCGGCCCCGUCAGGCCCCCAUGCCCCCCACUGUCCGUGCUGCCUACAUCUCCCUCCACCGAUGGGGAGGCUGUGGCCCCCACUGCCGCCUGCGGGCUGAGGCCCUGGUGACUCUGGGCCUUCCCCCUCGCACCCACUGGGCCCCCCAGCAGGACUGGCACUGGGCCCGGCGCUACGGGCUGCCUUAUGUGGUGCGUGUGGACCUCAGCCGUCUGGCCCCUGCCCCACCAGCCUCCCCUGCCCCAGCUGAUGCCCUAGGCCCCAUCCCCAUCCCUAAGCAGGCCCUUGCUUUUGCCCCCUUCUCCCCGCCCAAGCGCCUGAGGCUGGUGGUCAAUCAUGGCUCCAUUGACCUGGAUGUCAACAGUGGAGAGCCGUGACUGGUCAGGCAGGGGGGUCCAGGCAGGGUGGGGAAAGUCUUUCUCUUAGACACCCCACCAGACCCAGAAGGAACCUCUUGAGAAGGAGCUGACCCUUGACUCCAGCACAGUUCUGACCCUGGGACGGGGUUGGUUAGGACAUCCCCAGGGAUCUGAUACCCAACCCUCUAUGACUGCUGACCCCUGAGCCACCCCCACACCCAGCAAUGAGCCCUGGCCAUUUGCUGCCCUUGCCCCCACUCAGGACCACAGGAGCCAUCCCCUCCCCUCAGUCCUUCCACUCCAGGGAGAAAAGCCAUAGUGCGUGGGGACCACUCUAUGGCAUCUCCCCAGAAGCCCAGGCCUCAUGAGGAGGUAGAACUGACUCGGGGGUGGCCCUCCUAGAGACUGCCCCCAUGAUGGGGAGUGGAUGUGCUCCCGACUCUGCAGCUGUGAGGUAGGGGCAGGUUGGGGGCCGUGGUGUCUGGGCACAUUCUCACCACCCCCACAGGUCUCAGGGAGGCCGGGUGCGACCUUAUCUUUCUCAUGGUGCUAUCCCUGGUGCUACUGGGGUAUGCGAGCUUCUCCAUUCCCCACACCAGAAUGGGGUAUGUUGGGGGAUUGGAAGCACUUGAACUUUUUAUUUUAUUAAAAACCUUGUUAUAAGCAGUA